GCAGGGCGUCCAAACACGGUUCAUCAUUGACAGAAGACGACUGACUAGUUCCCUCUGACGACGGCUUUGGCCGGGUUGGACAUGAUGCCGGGACAGAUACCUGACCCUUCGCUGGCGGCAGGCUCCCUGCCCAGCCUCGGCCCGCUGGCGGGCAUCUCGGCCACCACCCUCACCGACCAGCUGAAGCUGGCAGACUUUCACCAGCUGGGCACCAUGCUGUCGCCGCUGCAUUUCCUGGGGAGGCUGGGGAAGAGGCCACUGGCCAUCAAGACGGAGAUGGACGAAGAUGAAGAAAGAAGGAAACGAAGACGAGAGAAAAACAAAGUAGCGGCAGCGAGGUGCCGAAACAAAAAGAAGGAACGCACCGACUUCCUCCAAAGGGAAUCAGAGCGCCUGGAAACGGUGAACUCGGAGCUGAAGGCCCAGAUCGAGGAGCUUCGUCUGGAGAGGCAGCAGCUGAUGGUGAUGCUCAACCUCCACAGGCCCACCUGCAUAGUGCGGACCGACAGCGUGAAAACACCCGAGAGCGAGGCCAACCCGCUGCUGGAGCAGCUGUCCGCCGAAACCAAGUGAGACCCCGGGAGAAGAGGGGACUCAAAAGUCCUGCAAGCUGAACUUUGACUGCCGAGGCAGACAUCUGAACAACAACAACAAAAAAACAUACCUGGCAAAAUUAUUCUGAAUGAGCACUUGAGCUCCAGGCUGGAGACUUUUGCCCAAAGAUCUGAGGUUGUGGGGCUUCCUCAGUACUGCUACGUGGAGCUGGCUCUGUCCAUUGGGAGACUGGAAACACCCACUGUGCCUGUCAUGUUGUUACUUCAUCCAUCUUUUCCUUAAAGGGACCAAUGGAAGUAGACGAUCCAGCUGGAGAACGCCCAGAGGAUUGACACUAACAGCAACAUGGUGCUCUGUUACCAAAGCCCUGCGUAGAUUGACUUAGGAGUUCUGCAGUCUUCCUACGUAUUCUAGUCAUAUUACACAGGUGUCGAGCUUUUAGGUUACAGCACACAGUACAAAAAUACACCAUUGGGAGAACACUUGUUUUUUUUAUUUAGUAUUUUAUACCCUGCCUCGACGAUGGCAGGUACCGGUUGAUCCGAGUAGUGGUGGCGCUGGCGUCAUGAGAAGCACAUAUUCACAAAUUGUUUACACACUUAUUUUUUAGACUUGAGUUUUCAUCUAUGUACUUGUUUUAUACGGCUUUGUAUACAUGAAACAUACAAAAAAUGCUUUAAUCACUUGACGUGAUUUUUGUCCUUUUUUUCCGUCUUUCCUAAUCUGUCAGACAGCUGCAAAAAGAAGCUGAGUGUAUGCAUCUGUAUCUGUGUACGAACCUGCAUAUCCUGAAUAGAUUAAAGUUUAUUUUCUAACGAAGA
Molecule: messenger RNA, 1376 nt
Organism: Xiphophorus maculatus (southern platyfish)
Lineage: Eukaryota; Metazoa; Chordata; Actinopteri; Cyprinodontiformes; Poeciliidae
Product: jun dimerization protein 2-like
Exons: 4
Coding region: 82-573 (163 amino acids)
Biological process (GO): regulation of transcription by RNA polymerase II
Cellular component (GO): nucleus
Molecular function (GO): DNA-binding transcription factor activity, RNA polymerase II-specific; RNA polymerase II cis-regulatory region sequence-specific DNA binding
Source: RefSeq, a predicted model, not a curated record